This is a messenger RNA of Astyanax mexicanus (Mexican tetra), 4055 nucleotides long. It is a transcript of the gene nsun6, whose product is annotated as NOP2/Sun RNA methyltransferase 6. Gene Ontology annotation, molecular function: methyltransferase activity; RNA binding. The transcript has 12 exons. NCBI's taxonomy places the organism in Eukaryota, Metazoa, Chordata, Actinopteri, Characiformes, Acestrorhamphidae. The record is from RefSeq and is a predicted model, not a curated record. Gene Ontology annotation, biological process: RNA methylation. Bases 271 to 1686 code for a protein of 471 amino acids.
GCUCUCCUCCACCACACAAUCCAGUUCAGUACCGUCACCUACUGUGUGGGAGCUUCAGUUAUUUUUCUAAACAAAACUACAUUUCCCAUCAGCCCUUGCCUCCAAAUGUACGCCCAGCGUAUGACGUUUGAGGAUGCGGCUGUGUAGUAGUAGAAGCAGCAGCAGCGUGCCGGCGCGACAUAGUGACACAGUGCAGUUCAUGCUGUAAAAUCAGUGACUUCAUCAACUGAAGGAAAAGUUUGUCAUUUCCAUCACUUUACAGUGUCUGAGAUGUCUCUGAAGAACAGAAACAUAUUCCCUCAGAUUGCUUUAAGGCCUGAAGUGGAGGAGUAUCUUCACAAUGUGUACACUAAUGAAGAGCUGCUGGCUGAUCUGGGGAAGGAUGAAGCUGAACGGGUGUUCCAGUCUUUGCUCUCCUGUUUGUCUCACCCACCUUCACACACCUGCCUGAGAGCCAGCACACACAUCCACAGCCUACAGGACAUUCAGCAAAGACUGGAGCAGCACCUCACCCAGCAAGUGAGUGGUUGUCAUGGUGACAGCAUUCCUACUCACAUCCUUCAUCACCCACUGCUUCCAGAUGUGCUGCUGCUUCCGGUCAGCGGCCCUAGGGAUGUGGGUGUGUUGAAGUCUGAAGUGAUUGUUGGUGCUCAGUGUGGCAGCGCUGUGUUAAGAGGUGCUCAUGUUUUUGCUCCUGGUGUUCUCAGUGCACCUAAAUUUAUGAGGGCAGGUGAUGCAGUAUCGGUUUUCUCUGAUGUGGAGGGGAAGUGCACACGAGGAGCUAAAGAAUUCCAGGGGAAGAAAGUGUUUCUGGGUAAUGGAGUCUGCACAAUGGACCGCUCUGAUAUAUUUUGUGCAGAGGGACCAAUAAGGGGCGUGGCUGUUAGAAUGGUGGAUGCCCUCUACCAAAGUCCUUCCUUUGAUGGUGUACUUCCAAAUGAAUUGUUUCUGCAGAACCUGCCGUCCGUAGUGGUGGGGCAUGUACUGGGCCCUCGUCCUGGUGAGCGGAUUCUGGACAUGUGUGCAGCUCCAGGAGGAAAGACCACACACAUAGCAGCUCUGAUGAGGAAUAAAGGACGAGUGGUGGCUUUAGAGAAGAUCAAAUCCAAAGUUGGGAAGAUCAUUCAGAAUGCUCAGCUUCUGCAGCUAGACUGCAUUAAAGCUUACUGUUACAACAGCAUACAGGCUGUGAGCUCAGAUCCAACCCAGCAGUGUGAUACAGACGUUCCUCCGUUCCAAGAAGAGAGUUUUGACAGGAUAUUGUUAGACGCUCCCUGCAGUGGUUUGGGGCAGAGACCCAAUAUGGCCAUCAACUGGAGUCUCAAAGAAGUGUGUUCAUAUUCACCUCUACAGAGAAAACUCUUCACUACGGCUGUGCAUCUCUUAAAGAAGGGAGGUGUGUUAGUGUACAGUACCUGUACUGUGACGCUGGCUGAGAAUGAAGAACAGGUGGCCUGGGCUCUGAAAACAUUUCCAUGUUUAACCCUGGAACCACAGGAGCCUCAUCUAGGUUCCCCAGGCAUGCUUGGAGCUGCUCUGUCACAUGACCAACGGCAGCUGCUGCAAAGGUUCCGCCCAGAAUUGGCAUGGGGCGGAGCCAGUGAUGAACCCUCCCCAGAGAAGCUCUUGCUGAAGGCCAGCACGGAUACUAUCGGCUUCUUCAUAGCGAAGUUCAGCAAGAGGUAACGAACAGUAAAAACACUUGCUUGGUCCCGCCCCUUUAAAUACACGCUACACUGGCUUGUGGCCACAAGCCUGGAAAUUAAGUGGAGCACCUGAAGAGAGAUGUGAGGAGAGGAAGAAGAGGGAGGGGUCAAGGAUGAAGAGAUGAAGAGCGAGCGUGAAUGGAUGGACGGAUGGAUGGCAUGAAUGGGAGGAAAAGGCAGCAGGGGAAAGUGAAGGAGGCGCCAUGUGCACGUCUGCUUCUGUUGCCAUGACAACAGUGACAUCACAGCUGCUAUGGUGACGGUGGAGUUUGCGUGCCCAUUGGACUGUGAGCAGGAAGCGGCGUGCAGGCAAAGAGGACAAGACGUUAUCAACACACACCCAAACACACACACUCUCUCUCAAUGAAUUACAAACGGAUAUAUUUCAUUUACAAGUCUAUGUAAUAGAUAUACGUAUUGAGUCACACAGUCAAUCAGAGUUUUUUUUUUAUCUUUCUACACUUCAUACUUCAAUUUCUGUUAUAAUUCUGGAUUGUUUACUCUUGUUAUGACGGUGCUAUUUACACAAUAGUAAGUUUAUUUAUUGUGAUAUCAAGUGAAUUUGCCAAAAAGAUGCAUUUUUAUUACCAAAAAUAAAUAAAUAAAUAAAAAAAAGCUGGAACCCUGAGAGAGCACAAUUGGACUUCCUCUCUCUAGGUGGGUAGACUGCGCUCUCUCUCCCCACAUCACUCCAAAGGGUGAUGUUGUUCAGCACAAGGCGUCUGUGAGCUGAUGUAUCGGAACCUGUCGCCUUCUUCACCAACAACGAAAAACGUCAUGUUUGAGAGACGACUCGUAGCUUUAUAAAGGGAAAUGGAUGUGUUGGCAGCUCAUAUGUGGAGCAUCUUUUGCUGGAGUGGAGAGUAAACAGUUCAUGCUCAGGUCGAGGAGGUGAAAAAAGGCCAGGCUGUUUGCUUUUGCUGUUUUCGCAGCUAUAGCUGCACAGCUGCACCAAGAGAUGUGUGGGAAUGAGAGAGAAGCACGUAGCGCAUGUGUAAAAGCAAAAAGACGCAUGAAUAUUGAUUUGACCGUUCACAUUCAUGACGCAUGUUCAUGGAUCGGACAUGUAUGCGAUUUAGGACCACAUAUGAAAGUGGCUCAGAACUGAUUUGAAAAAAAAUCUGAUUUGGCAUGUUCACACAGCCAUGAAAAAAAUCUGAUCUGAGCCACUUCACCCUUGUCUCACAAACCAGUGAUAAACAGAUCUGUCAAUAUAUUGAGUGCUUCAUGAAGGUUGAACAAGUCCAUUCAGCUGAUUGACAGGUUGUGAGGAAUUGUGUUUUACUGUGUUUAUAUGUACAGUAGUUAAGAGUGUCAGGUUUUGAUGAGUUUGGAUGAAGGUCAUUGCAGGGAGUUCGACAGCAGUGGGGAAGACUGAUUUGAGAAAACAGGCUCUGUGUGUGUGUGUGUGUGUGUUUGUAUAGACACGGGGGUGGAGGAAAGCAUCUUGCUGCCAAAUUUAGUCUCCUCAGAGCUCCGCUGUUGUCAUCCGCGUCGAUAUGACGACUAACGUGGGGGCGGGUCUCUCCACCUGGGACCUUCUGAGAUGUUUUUGAGGAGUCUAUUUAUACUCCAGCAGCCGCUCCAUUUCUCAUGCUUCCAGUUGCUCUGUUUAUUGCUGUCUGCUUCCCUCUCGCUCUCAUACAUACUCUCACACUCACGCACUCACAUGCUCUUACACAUCUUAUACUACGACAUGUGCGACCCUUCAGCAGAGAUAAAGCAAAGAUAGAGCGCUUCCUACAAUGGUGUCCUUUUUUUUAAGUAAAUGUAACUUUGCUUUUACGUUUCAUAGAGAUUUUUGACAGCAGUUAAUGAAACACUAUUAACGUUAGAUAACCCAAACCCUCCAGUCUGUUAGCAGAACAAGAGUUUAUCCAAAAGUCGUUUUUUUUUAUUGCAGUAUAUUGUCAUUGUAGCGACUUAUUGACUACAAUCAUCACCGAACUCGUGUGUAAAGCUGCGGUUGUGUCGAAUUCAGCACCCCCGCCAGGAAAAGCACCCCCUCUCUGGAGCACACAUCCAUGUCUUCUUGGCUUUAACUUUACUUAGAAAAUAGAAAAAAAUACCCAAGAUACCGUUCUAAGCUAUUCUGACUCGUAAGAAAUAAGGAAAUGAAAAGUAUUGUCACCUGCAGUGUCUCCUAAAGGAGGGGGUGCUUUUCCUGCCGGGGGUGCCAAAUUCAGCACCAUAGUAGUGCCUAAAUCUGCAACCCUGCCAUGAAAAGCACCCCCACUCUGCAGAGCGUGUGCACCGUCUUCUUGAUAGUAGCAGAGAUAAUUGCUUUCGUUAACUUUAAUUAGAAACACGGUUCCGAGAUUUCAAAAUAAAAGUUUUUUUUAAAAACAA